GAAGUGUUCUACGAGCUGCUGCCGCUAGAUGGCGACAGCUGGGAAGUUGUUCACGUGUGUGUUCCUCCAACAGCAAAACAAUGAGAGCGAUCGUGCAGAGGGUUACCAAGGCGACUGUGACAGUGGGAGAGGAGCAGGUCAGCUCGAUAGGCCGAGGACUGUGUGUCCUGCUGGGUGUGUCUGUGGAGGACACCCAGAAGGAUGCUGACUACAUAGUACGCAAGAUCCUGAACCUGCGGCUGUUUGAAGACGAGAACGGCCGAGCCUGGAGCAAAAGCGUCAUGGACAGGGACUUCGAGGUGCUGUGUGUGAGCCAGUUCACUCUGCAGUGUAUACUAAAGGGCAACAAGCCAGACUUCCACUCAGCCAUGCCUGCAGAGCUGGCCCAGCCCUUCUACAACAGCAUCCUGGAGAACAUGAGGAGCAUCUACAAGCCAGAGCUGAUCAAGGACGGGCAGUUUGGAGCCUACAUGCAGGUCAACAUACAAAAUGAUGGACCUGUAACCAUUGAACUGACUUCACCUGCUGGUCCCAAAGACGCCAAACUGCUGUCAAAGCAGGAAAAGCAGCAGCAGAGGAAAGAGAAGACGCGCUCCAAAGGCCCCUCAGAGUCAGGCAGGGAGAAGAGCGCCCUACGUUCCCGACAGGACCCGAACGCCAGUAGUGGAGCAGAGGGUGACGUGUCCUCAGAGAGGGAGCCCUAGUUAUCGUACCGGGGACAUGACGGUGAUCCCAGUUUCCUCAGGAAGGCCUUAAUCCUCAGUGACUUACACCUGAUUGUGGACCGUCCUCCUUCCUCUUUGGAAAUCAGCAGAAUUAUUUUGACCUGUAACAGAACAUCGUCACCUCACUUGUGUCCUUGGUCUCUCGUCUUGGGGAUCAGAUAAGGCCGGCUAGGUGUAAACACAGGAACAAAGAGGAUGUGAGAGGGAUGGAACAGACCUAAACAGCUUUCUGUGCUCUCCUUCUGUCUCUUUCCUUCUGCUUUUCAGUCCACAUUGCUUUCUCUAUCUGUCUUUCUCUGUCCAGCUUUCUCCUCAGAUUCUUUCUACUUGUCUCACUCUCUGCCGGCUGUCCCCACCUAAUCUCUUCUUAGGGAUAUGGCACCCGACCCUGAAGCAUAGCUCAGCUCCAAGUCCUUUGCUUAGAGAACGUCAAAAGGUCAUUAGGACAGUGAUAAUGUAACAGCCUUGCCAUAUUGAUUAAAGAAUUGACUGGCAUAGCUUCAUGUGUGUGAUCGAUUUUAAAAGGUUAUUGUACCCUUAUUAACAGACAAUGUUUUAAGGUCCAACGGAACUGGCUCCUGCACAUGUUGACUCUGUAAACUACAUGCUCUGUUCUGUUUUUUGAGAGAAACAUCUGUAGGUAAACACAACAAAUAUUUGAUUGGUAGACACAUAGACUGUAUAUAUAAAUGGACAAUGUCUCCACUUGGUACCACUAGAAGCCAUAAUAUCCUGGAUAUGAACAUUGCGCUCUAAUGCCGAUGGCAUCAUCUGAAGCCAGGUGGAGUUGCAGUAUUGAAGUCCUGCCAAUCAUGACAUGUUAGACCCUGCUAUUGUAGCAUUAAGGAACAGAUUAAAAGUUUUUAACUGAAUUACUUAAAAUGACAGAAACCAUCUUAAGAAAAAUUGUAUUUGACAUGUACUCCCAUCCACUAACAUGGAGGAGGCAGGGGUAAUGACCUAUACUGCAGCCAGCCACCAGGGGGCGAUCAAGGAACUUUGGCUUCAGUUUUGGGGGAGUGGUCUUCGAUGUCUUCAAUCUUUUUAUACAGUCUAUGGUUAGACACAGCACAACAAGCAAAAAGCUUUCAACACCAACCCACAUUAGCGUUCAAACUAAUGUAUCCUUCUGGUCCUACAAGCAUGGGCACAUGUUUUUUUUUGGUUUACCUUACCUUGCUUAGUUAGUUAACAAUCACCAGGACAGUGCACUGCUAACAUUAAUUUGCAGGCAAGCAAGAUAGCCGAAUAGCUUAGAAACUAACAGCAGGCAUCAACAUCAGAUAAGUUAGAUGCUAUUGGGUGUGUCCUCGCUUGUUAACGACAGUAACUAGGCCAAAUUUGUUUACUAGGGUUGUUUGUACACUGGCUCAGGUGUCAGUCAACCCUACACAUCCAGAAAACCAAAAGCUAAACGAGAUUUUUUUUGAUCCCCUUACAGAAUGAUGGUUUUGACUGCAGGGAGGGACAGGGUCAGGUCAAGCAGCUGAGUGACUGUGAGUGAGUUUGUUUCGAUCACUUGUAUUCUACCUGGGGAGAGGAGCCAGCUGUGCUUCACAUUCAGUGUGACUGGGCACACACACAAACACAUCAUCCAGUUUUUACUACUGUAAUGCUUGUGCUUGUUAUGCUGUCCUGCUGUCACUCGACAGAUCUGAAUGUACGUUUUAUUAUUUUAUAAAGACAUCAAUAGACAAAA
Molecule: messenger RNA, 2424 nt
Organism: Pleuronectes platessa (European plaice)
Lineage: Eukaryota; Metazoa; Chordata; Actinopteri; Pleuronectiformes; Pleuronectidae
Gene: dtd1
Product: D-aminoacyl-tRNA deacylase 1
Exons: 6
Coding region: 81-704 (207 amino acids)
Biological process (GO): tRNA metabolic process
Cellular component (GO): cytoplasm
Molecular function (GO): D-tyrosyl-tRNA(Tyr) deacylase activity
Source: RefSeq, a predicted model, not a curated record